GCACUGAAAUAAACAACAACAUACGAGCAUAUUAAAUGAGACAAAGAAAACAGAUACAAAACACGAAUAAAACAGCGAAAACAAACCAAGAAACAUGAAAAAAAGGAAAACAUGGGACCCGAUAAAGAGGCUGACCUUAACACCAACAGAACUGAAAGAAACAAUAAUAAGAACAAUUUUCGAACAAACAUAACACAAAUCAGACACAAAACACGAAUAAAACAGCGAAAACAAACCAAGAAACAUGAAAAAAAAAGGACAGAACGGAAAAGUAAACCCGUUAAAGAGGCUGAAUUUUCCUUGCCUCUGACAGUUCCAAGGAGACAGAGAGAGGGACGGCACGCCUUAUUUCUCCUCUACAUCAACUCGGGAGGGAGGCGGUAGCGGAUGCGGUGAUAGCCGAGGUGGGUGAGCCAGGAUGCCGUCGUCGCAGCUCUUCGCCGUCAACAACCUUGGGCGGGUGUUUGGCCUCUCAACGGAUGAGGCGUUCUGGCGGGAGCUGGACUACCUGGGGAUCGAGUUCAAACGCCUGGCAGCACACGAGUCUGUUCUGUGGGCGCUUGGAGGUGACCACCAGGUGUAUGUGUUUGUGUACGGGUCCUCAGUGCCCAUCAGGGUCUGCGAGGAGAGCUACGAGAACCAGCGAUGGAACCCUAUAGAAGGCUUCACUGGGGCGCUGCUUCCGUCAGACCGCCCAAACUUCUCCAGCGCCGACGGCCUGUCAAAGCGCACCCUGAGCAGCAUCACCUUGCCCACCCUGGCCUGGUCCUGGGAGUCCCCUUGGCACCUGCACCACAUACAUGAGGGGCAGGCACUGGACAAGGAGGGUUGGACCUAUUCCAUCGACUUCCCACGGACCUUCACAGCGGACAAACGGUGGAACUCCUGCGUGCGCCGGCGGAAAUGGGUGCGCUACCGUCGCUAUGUUGCGCUGGACACGUGGUCGGCCGUCCCGCCCAUCUACCAGGACGCCACGCAGGAGCCCUUCAUCGACAUCAGCGUGGGGGGCGGGGAGGUGCCGGGGGAGGACCCUGAUCGCCUUAUGGUAUGGGCUGUCACUGCGCUCGGACGGGUGAUGGUGCGGGAGGCGGUGGAUGGCACAUGUCCGGAAGGGUGUCACUGGUCGCAUGUCCCUACGCCCACGGAUAAGGAUGUGACGUCGGUGUCUGUAGGGCGGUCGGGGCGUGUGUGGGCCGUAACGUGGGAUGGGAAGGUCAUCGUGCGGACGGGCAUCAACAGGGAGUGUCCAAAGGGGAAAGACUGGGUGGUGGUGGAGGCUCCUGAGGGCGGGCGGCUACAGCAGGUGGCAGUGGGCGUGGAGUCGGCGUGGGCGGUGGCGCGCGAUCAUCAGGUGUGGUUUAGACGAGGACUGGAGAGGUCCGACAACCCCCACGCUGACACCAUCAUCGGCACCUCCUGGCUCCAGAUGGUGGGCAGCCUCAACAGUGUCUCCAUAGGGCCCAAUGACCAGGUCUGGGGCAUCAGCAGCGAGGACACCCUAGUAAUGGUACGAACAGGCGUCACCCCGUCCGAGCUCACUGGGCGAACCUGGAAGCCUGUGAGCCUGCCCAUCAGUACUCGCGAGACCCCAUCCCCGAGCGGCGACCGGAGCUCCAGUGUGAGUCCCCAGUCAAGCCUCUCUUUGGGCAAGGCGUCGAGUGCCCCAGACAACACCAAUACCCCGGACAGUGUUGAGAAGGCCCUGGGUGACCUGUCGCUGAAGAAGGAGGAGGAGGAGGAGGUGGGACAGCAGAAGGGAGAGGGAGGAGACAUAGAGGAGGAGCAGAAGUCACCAAGUGCAUCCAUAAACGCUGCCUCCAGUCCAGAGUCCCCUAACAUCAAGAUCAAGUACCCAGAGGAGUGUAGUUCCCUUGAGUCCUCAGGCACGUCAGACCACACAGGGGAGUAUGUUGCCAGCCUCCUAGCCAGCCAGAGUACCCCAACAGACACUGGCAUCUUUCCCCCAGUGACGCAGACUAAAGAGCCAGCCAAGGAGGAGUCGGUCGUGGAUGAACAAAAGCCUGCGCUGCGCCAAUUCCCCGUCGGCAGUGAGUGGAGUGAGUCUCGGUUACGCCACGACAGCAGUGCGAGCUCCCAGGGGUCGCUUGGGCCACCGCGGGAGGAGGGUCCAGUCUUCAAUCUCCUUCCAGUGGAUGACGACCGUCUGUGGCUGUGGGUGACCGGCGGAGGCUGCUGGAUCAAGGCUAACAACAUGCCCAAGUGGUUUGUGAGUGAGAUGUCCUUGGCGCACUCCAGCGAGCCUUGGCGGGUCAGCGUUCUACAUCGGCUGCACGAACGCCACGAGAGGGAGAUUGUGCCCUUCAGCGGCUUUGAGGAGGCGGUGGAGGGGUCAUCAUGGGCCAUCUCAGGGCAGUGCCGGUGGUGGGCAGGCAAGCAGUGGGUGCCGGCACGUGUGGAGUUGGUCAUGGUGGGGUCGCGGAGGUCCCAGGUCAAGGACGCGACACUGUUGAUUCACUACUCCCUGUCCUCGCCGGUGCUGGAUGAGAUCUCGUGUGGUUCCAUCCUGCUGGCGGCCAUGUGCGUGGAGGGGUCGGUGGGCCGGUCGAAGGGGCGGUCGCUGGUGGCCGUCUACCACCCCAACCACCCCCUGCGGCCCAAGACUCUCUCCUUCUCCUCGGAAACGGAGGCCGAGGAAUGGCUCAACCACAUCUCCUCAGCCUGUAAGACACUCCGAGGUCUCAAGAAGAGGCCGUCCCAGUAUGCCGUGUGGGGCGUUACAGCGCAGGGCGGCGUUUACGUGUGCGACAAGUAUCAGACGGAGGAGGAGAUGCGUCUGCAGGCCCGAGUAUCCCACAAAAUGUUGCCUGUGGAUGAGGGCGCCAGUUCUACCGUCCUGCUGCUUGACCGAGGCUUCCGACCCGGCUGCUUCGUCUCGGUGCUGGUGGAGGUACACGAGGGAGCGGAUCGGUUCCACGUCAACCUCCAGGCCGGGCGAGGCGUAGACGCCAACAUUGCCAUUCACAUCAAUCCCAGAUUCUCCAAAAAUGAGGUGAUUCUCAACAGCCGCAAGAAGGGUGUGUGGGGGACGGAGGUGAAGCAGGGGAUGAUGACCUUGGAGCGGGGGACUCUGUGUGAGGUGGCCAUCGUGUGUGAUGAUGACGACUUCAAGCUGUCCGUCGAUGAGCAGUAUUGGUGCAGCUUCAAACAUCGCAUGCCGCCUUCCUGCAUCACCCACGUGGCGGUGCGCGGCGACAUCACCAUCAACAACAUCACUUACAACCAUGGCGCUGACACAAGGCAGCUCAUAGACUGGUACUGGCGCAGCGUUGGGGGUCACUUCAAGAGGGUGGAGGGUGGGGCAUACGGCGUGACGUGGGCCAUCUCCCACGACUGCCACGUCUACUACUACACCGGGGCCGAGGAGGACGGGUUAUGCAGAGGCAGCAGCAGCAGCGAGUCCGGCGACCACCUCCUGAGCGACGUGCGGCACAUGUACGUGUGGGAGAACCAGCGCUGGAACCCCGUCACCGGCUUCACCCACCGCGGGCUGCCUACCGACCGCCACACUUGGAGCGACCAGACCGGCAGGCACCACCGCCCCAAGGAGAGCAUCCGCCUCCCCUCGCGACACUGGUCUUGGACUAGCGAGUGGUGCGUUGACUACCACACACCAGGGGGAGUGGACCGGGAGGGGUGGCAGUAUGCGACAGACUUCCCACUGACGUACCACAGCCACCGCUAUGUGACGGACCUGGUGAGGCGGCGGCGCUGGUUCAGGAAGUGCCGCAUAUCCACCUCGGGUCCAUGGCGGCAGAUGGAGAAGGUGGCGCUCAUCGACGUCUCGGUCUCGCCGAUGUGUGCGAGCGACAAGACGGUGCCAGUGUGGGGGGUGAGCGUGACGGGGGAGGUGGUGGUGAGGCUUGGGGUGACAGCCGAGUGUCACCAGGGGGAGUCAUGGACCUUAGUUCCGGCCGAGUGCCCCAUGAUGAGCGUGUGUGCUGGCGUGUCUCCCUCGAGUGUCUGGGCCGUCAGCAAGGAUGGCCGGGCGCACCUCAGGCUGGGGGUGACGCCGGGUAUUCCUCAGGGCACACAAUGGGUUAACGUGGACUCACCCGGUCAGCCCCUGGUGGAGGUGGCAUCAGGCGCUGGGGCAGUGUGGGGACUCGACAGGGCUGGGAACCUUCACCGGCGAACCAACGUCCUCCCAGUCUUCCCCGAGGGCACGGACUGGGAACUCGUGUCAGGGGGCGUCUUGAGCUUCAGCGUGGAUACCAUCGGGUCGCUCUGGGCUGUCCUGGAGUCCUAUGCGUCGGAUAAUGGAACGGUACAAGGUGUGAUGGUGCGUAGGGAGGGCAUAUCAGAGUACUUCCCGGUUGGCACAGGCUGGAGUCACACUGUCGGUACCGGGUGGAGUUCCGUGUGCGCCCGUAUGUCCGUGUCAGGAAGUCCCGCCACUCAUGAUCGUGUGGAACCUAACUAGUGGAUAUCCUUCUGUUCGUGGUGUUGGCAUCGCGGCGAAGAUGAUUCAUGGCAGCUACUGUACGUUCUCUUUUGUGGGGGCUUUGUGAAGUGAUGUCUGUCUUACUUUCUAUGUGAUCUUGUUGCCUGGUUGUCCCUCAGAGCAGGUAGAGAGAGAUUAUUGUUGUAUCUGGUUUUAUAAGUUGACGCAUAUCUUGUAGUGUGAAGCUGCAAGACUGAACAAUGGAAACUGGAUAAUUUGUGAAGCUGGAAGAUUAAUUUGUGAAGCUGGAGGACUAAUAUGUGAAGCUGGAGGACUUAUUUGUGAAGCUGAAAGACUAAACAACAGAAGAGAGAUUAUUUGUGAAGCUGAAGGACUAAUAUGUGAAGCUGAAGGACUUAUUUGUGAAGCUGAAAGACUAAACAACAGAAGAGAGAUUAUUUGUGAAGCUGAAGGACUAAUAUGUGAAGCUGAAGGACU
Eriocheir sinensis (Chinese mitten crab) is the source of this 4900-nucleotide messenger RNA. Its product is annotated as tectonin beta-propeller repeat-containing protein 1-like. Bases 419 to 4441 code for a protein of 1340 amino acids. NCBI's taxonomy places the organism in Eukaryota, Metazoa, Arthropoda, Malacostraca, Decapoda, Varunidae. The transcript is spliced from 19 exons. Gene Ontology annotation, cellular component: membrane. Gene Ontology annotation, molecular function: carbohydrate binding. The record is from RefSeq and is a predicted model, not a curated record.